UCUCUUAGAUUUAUCAUUUCCUUUCGCUUAUUCCCUGGAUUUGUAUUGGCUAUGGAUAGGCGAAGUCGACGGGAAAAGUUAAAUUAUUCUUUCCUUAUCUCUCAAUUACUUUCCUCAAUUCUUCUUCAAUUUCUGUCGUUCAAUUCCUCAAUUCCUUCCCUUACAAAAAAUUCUUCUCUCUUUAAUUUCUAAAAAAUUUUCUCAUUUUAUAGCAACGCGAGUAUUUCGAGCAUUAACAGAAAUGAACAAAACUUCUGUUGCUAUUUAUUCAGAACAAGAUAAACAUUCAAUUCAUGUUUAUAAGGCUGAUGAAGCUUAUUUAAUUGGAAAAGGUUUACCCCCUGUUGCUGCUUAUUUAAAUAUUGACCAAAUUGUUGAUGUUGCUCUACGUAACCAGGUUGAUGCUAUACAUCCAGGAUAUGGUUUUCUUUCUGAACGUGCAGAUUUUGCCCAAGCCUGUCAAGAACGCGGAAUUGUUUUUAUUGGACCAUCACCUUCUGUUAUGAGGCGAAUGGGGGACAAAGUUGCUGCCCGUCAAGCAGCUAUAGAGGCGGGAGUUCAAGUUGUCCCAGGAACUAAUCAUCCAGUAACUAGUGCUGAUGAAGUAAUGGAUUUUGUUAAACAAUAUGGAACUCCGAUAAUAGUUAAAGCUGCUUAUGGAGGUGGUGGGAGAGGAAUGAGGAAAGUGGAAAGGGAAGAUGAUGUAGAAAAUGCUUUUAACAGAGCCUUUUCUGAAGCACAAGCAGCUUUUGGUGAUGGUUCUUUGUUUGUUGAAAGAUUUGUUGAAAGGCCGAGACACAUUGAAGUUCAAAUUAUGGGCGAUCACUACGGAAAUUUAAUUCAUUUAUACGAAAGAGAUUGUUCUGUUCAACGUCGACAUCAAAAAGUUGUAGAGCUUGCUCCAGCUCCAAUUUUAGACCCUAUUAUAAGACAGAAAAUGUUGGAUGAUGCAAUUAAGUUGACAAAACAUGUUGGGUAUCAAAAUGUUGGCACAGUCGAAUUUUUAUUGGAUAGAGCCGGGAAUCAUUAUUUUAUGGAAGUUAAUGCUCGAUUACAAGUAGAACAUACUGUUACUGAAGAAAUUACGGGAGUUGAUUUGGUUCAAGCCCAAAUUCGCAUUGCUGAAGGAAAAUCUUUGGAUGAUAUUAAAUUAAGACAGGAUGCUAUAAGUGUUAGUGGUGCUGCUAUUCAAUGCAGAGUAACAACAGAAGAUCCAGCUAAAGGCUUUCAACCAGACAGUGGAAGGAUUGAAGUUUAUCGGAGCGGUGAAGGAAUGGGAAUUCGUUUAGAUGGGGCUUCUGCUUUUGCUGGUUCUGUAAUUUCUCAACAUUAUGAUUCAUUACUUGUCAAGGUAAUUGCCCGUGCCAGAAAUCAUCAUUCCGCAGCUUCUAAAUUGGUCAGAUCUCUUAAAGAAUUUCGUAUUCGUGGAGUCAAAACAAAUAUUCCUUUUUUGAUCAACGUCCUCGAACAACCAGAAUUUCGAACAGGCGUAGUUGACACACUUUUUAUUGACGAACACCCAGAAUUGUUUAAUUUCAAACCUAGCCAAAACAGAGCACAGAAACUUUUGCAUUAUUUGGGUCAUUUAAAAGUAAAUGGACCUUUGACCCCAUUAGUUACUGACCUUCCGCCAAGAAAUGUUCAACCUGUUGUUCCUUCUGUUCCAGCAGACCAACCUCCCCCAGCCGGUUUGCGAGACAUUCUAAUAAAACAGGGACCUGAAGCAUUUGCCAAAGCUGUAAGGAAGAAUAAAGGAUGUCUUUUGACUGACACCACAUUUAGAGACGCACAUCAAAGUCUUUUGGCUACUCGAGUGAGGACUUUUGAUAUGGUCAAAAUUUCUCCUUUUAUGGCUUAUAAUUUUUCAAAUCUUUUUUCUAUGGAAGUUUGGGGAGGCGCUACUUUCAAUGUAGCUCUUCAAUUUCUUCACGAAUGCCCUUGGGAAAGAUUGGAAACGCUACGUCGUUUAAUACCCAAUAUUCCUUUCCAAAUGCUCUUUCGUGGUGCAAAUGCUGUUGGAUAUUCUAGCUAUCCUGAUAAUGUUAUUGACAAGUUUUGUGAACUCUCUGCUAAAUCCGGGAUUGACGUUUUUCGUGUUUUUGACUCUUUAAAUUACCUUCCAAAUAUGCUUGUUGGAAUGGAAGCUGCUGGAAAGGCUGGAGGGGUUGUUGAGGCAGCCAUUUCUUAUACCGGAGAUGUUUCCAAUCCUGAAGCAAAGAGAUACAAUUUGGAUUAUUAUUUGAAAUUGGCUGAUGAACUUGUUAAGGCUAAUGCACAUAUACUUGCAAUUAAGGAUAUGGCCGGUGUAUUGAAACCUGAAGCUGCCAAAUUAUUAAUUACUGCGCUCAGAGAUAGACAUCCAGAUAUUCCUAUUCAUGUACACACACACGAUACAGCAAUGACAGGUGUAGCAAGUAUGAUAGAAUGUGCUAAAGCAGGUGCUGAUGUUGUAGAUGCAGCAGUUGAUUCGAUGAGUGGAAUGACAUCACAGCCAUCUAUGGGGGCGAUAGUUGCUGCUUUGGAGAGGACAAAACAUGCUACAGGCCUAAAUAUGGAAAACAUUUCAAAAUACAACGCCUAUUGGGAAAUUGCUCGUCAGCUUUACCAACCAUUCGAAUCUUCCGUUUCAAUGAAAAGUGGAAAUUCAGAUGUUUAUAUUCAUGCAAUACCUGGUGGUCAAUACACAAAUUUACAAUUUCAGGCUUAUGCUCUUGGAUUAGGAGAACAAUUUGAUGAAGUUAAAAAAAUGUAUGCUGAAGCAAACUUGGCUUUGGGUGAUAUAAUUAAGGUAACUCCCUCGUCAAAAAUUGUUGGCGAUUUGGCACAAUUUAUGGUACAAAAUAAGUUGACACUUGAAACUCUUGCUGAGAGAGCAGAAGAAUUAUCUUUUCCAAAAUCUGUUGUAGAGUUUAUGCAGGGUUUAAUAGGGCAACCUCCCUAUGGUUUCCCAGAACCUCUUCGAACUAAAAUUCUUCGAGGAAAGAAAAAGAUUGAUGGACGUCCAGGUGAAGGAAUGCCUCCAAUGGAUUUGGAAAAGAAAAAGAAGGAAUUGGAAGAAAAGCAUGGAAGAGAAUUGAGAGAAGUUGAUGUAAUGUCUUCAGCCAUGUUCCCUCGCGAAUUUGACGAUUUUGAACAAUUCCGACAAACUUAUGGACCUGUAGACAAACUCGAAACUCGUGUAUUCCUUGUGGGACCAAAUGUCGCUGAGGAAGUGAAUGUUGAAAUUGAAAAAGGAAAGAAUUUAAUAAUUCAACAUUUGGCAGAAGGCAAAUUAAAUUCAAAGGGAGAAAGGGAAACAUUUUUCGAAUUGAAUGGGCAAAUGCGUUCAAUGUUUAUUUUGGACCAGGAAGCAUCCAAGGAUAUUGUUGUGAGGCCGAAAGCUAUGCCUGGAAUUAAAGGACAAAUUGGUGCUCCGAUGCCUGGAGAUAUUCUGGAAGUAAAAAUAAAGGUUGGCGACAAAGUUUCACCAAAACAAACACUUUUUGUGCUGUCAGCAAUGAAGAUGGAAAUGAGUGUUGAUUCACCAAUAGCAGGAACUGUAAAAGCAAUACAUUUAAACACUGGUGAUAAAGUAGGACCUCAAGACCUGGUGAUUGAAAUAGAGCAACAGGAGUAA
Molecule: messenger RNA, 3616 nt
Organism: Meloidogyne enterolobii
Lineage: Eukaryota; Metazoa; Nematoda; Chromadorea; Rhabditida; Meloidogynidae
Source: the annotation of a GenBank genome assembly